GGGGGCGUGGCCGGGGGCGUGACAGGGGCGUGGCCUCGCGCGGCCGAGAGGCUGCAGCGGCAGCAGCUGUCGCGCCAGUCGCAACAGAAGCAGGUCCGAGGCACAGCCCGAUCCCGCCAUGGAGCAGCCGAGGAAGGCGGUGGUAGUGACGGGAUUUGGCCCUUUUGGGGAACACACCGUGAACGCCAGUUGGAUUGCAGUUCAGGAGCUAGAAAAGCUAGGCCUUGGCGACAGCGUGGACCUGCAUGUGUACGAGAUUCCGGUUGAGUACCAAACAGUCCAGAGACUCAUCCCCGCCCUGUGGGAGAAGCACAGUCCACAGCUGGUGGUGCAUGUGGGGGUGUCAGGCAUGGCGACCACAGUCACACUGGAGAAAUGUGGACACAACAAGGGCUACAAGGGGCUGGACAACUGCCGCUUCUGCCCCGGCUCCCAGUGCUGCGUGGAGGACGGGCCUGAAAGCAUUGACUCCAUCAUCGACAUGGAUGCUGUGUGCAAGCGAGUCACCACGUUGGGCCUGGAUGUGUCAGUGACCAUCUCGCAGGAUGCCGGCAGAUAUCUCUGCGACUUUACCUACUACACCUCUUUGUACCAGAGUCACGGUCGAUCAGCCUUCGUCCACGUGCCCCCACUGGGGAAGCCGUACAACGCGGACCAGCUGGGCAGGGCACUGAGAGCCAUCAUUGAGGAGAUGUUGGACCUCCUGGAGCAGUCAGAGGGCAAAAUCAACUAUUGCCACAAACACUGAGGGACGCUCAGGUCUCCUAAGACUUCAUCCUGCUGGGGACCCCACGAGGGGACAUCCACCCUCUGGGGUGUGGCCAGGAAAAGACAAGCUCUUCAGCUUGGGGAUCCGAUCUGGAAGAGAGAUUCUGAUCUGCCCACCUCCUCUUCCUCCUUCUCUACAAAAGCUCCGGUUGAUUUGAGGGAAGUGGUGAAAAUUUUUUUUUCUCCCAUUUUCCUCCCUGCAUCUGGGGACACAGCUGCCGUGACCAGGGAGGCCAGCCUGGGAGGUCCAGAUGCCCAGGGAGAAUCUUGGUCUGGUGGAUCCAUGAGCUGCGAUACCACGGCUGGGGCCAUAUGUUCACCUGCUUUCCUGUCCGUUGGUGAAGGAAUUUCAGAAUUCAUUUUAUAUCCAAGACUGGCUUUUACCAAAUUUAAAAGCCUCUCGAUGCGUCCUCGACCUUGAACUGUGCUCAACAGCCUGGCCCUUUCUGGGGCCACCCUGGGAUAUGGCAUUUUUUCUUUCUUUCUUUCUUUCUUUCUUCUCUCUCUCUCUCUUUUUUUUUUUUUUUUUUUUUUAAAUAGUGCUAGUUUGGGCACAGAAUAAUUUAUAUUCCCUUUGGUUAAAAUGCAGGCUUUUUAGCCAACAACAAAAGUGUUUUCCCCCCACCCCCACUCGCCCACCAGGGUGAGGCCACUUUUGCCUCCUGCCCUGAAAAUUGGACUUAAGAUGCCAUGUCUUGGCCGGGCGCAGUGGCUCAUGCCUGUAAUCCCAGCACUUUGGAAGGCCAGGGUGGGCGGAUCACCUGAGAUCAGGAGUUCAAGAUCAGCCUGGCCAACAUGGUGAAACCCGGCCUCUACUAAAAAUACAAAAAUUAGCCGGGCAUGGUGAUGAGUGCCUGUAGUCCUAGCUACUCGGGAGGCUGAGGCUGGAGAAUCGCUUGAACUUGGGAGGCAGAGGUUGCAGUGAGCUGAGAUUGCACAGCUGCACUCCAGCCUGGGUGACAGAGCGAGACUCUGUCUCAAAACUAUUGGACUUAAGAUGGCAUGUCUUUGUUUUAGGGCCAAAAAUGAGGCCCCCUUGCUUAAGGCAUGGGGUCCGUGGCCAGGCAACGGGGUGGGACUGCUGCCCCAGAUGUGGCCAUGGGGGUCGUGGUCCUUUCAACACCAAGCUAUGAGCUGUCGCCAUGGAGACCAGGGCCACCUGUGGAAAGGCGGAUUUUGUCUGCUUUUGACUUUUCUUUUUUAAUAUGUAAAACUCCACAUCAGCGGAAAACCCCCCCUACUUCUGGCCUGGAGCUUCAGGGUUUUGGUGCUGGGACGAGUUUGUUGUUCUCCUUAGCGAGGUGGCGCGGGGGGCUCAAAACGGGGGCACGGGGGCUGGAGUUGGCAGAGCUCGGCAUGUCCCGGCAUGUCUGAGCAGGAGGAAUUCCGGGCGGCCAAAGGGUUUUAUGUAGAUUGCUUUUGGACACGCGCCCAGGAGUCAGGAGUCGAUUUUUAUCUCACUUCCUGGUAACCUUGAACUUACCAGGCAGGGAUGAGAUGAUGUAAACUUCCUCAGAUGAUGUAAGUUCAGCCAUAUCUUGCUGCCCAUUAGGGAGAGAGGACGACCCCCACAGUGAAAGUAAUUGAGUGAAAUGCACGUUCUGGAAAUCAGUUUCUAUUUUGGCCUGGAGGAAUGUGGCUAUACUGCUUCCCUGAGUGUGACACAGUUGGAAUCUAAUCUUGUUGGUUUCCCAACAUCUAGGUUUUUGUUUGUUUGUUUGUUUUUUGUGAUAGGGUCUUGUUCUGUUGACCAGGCUGGAGUACAGUAGUGUGAUCAUGGAUCACUGCAGCCUCUACCUCCUGGGCUCAAGUGAUCCUCCCAUCUCAGCCUCCUGAGUAGCUGGGACUACAAGCAUGCACCACCACACCUGGCUAAUUUUUAAAUUUUUUAUACAGACAGGGUUUCACCAUGUUGCCCAGGCUGGUCUCGAACUCCUGGACUCAAACUGAUCCUCCUUUCUCGGCCUCCCAAAGUGCUGGGAUUACAGGCAUGAGCCACUGCACCCAGCCCAGUUCUUUCUUAAAGCAGCUGAGAGUUUUGUUUUCUUCAGCGUUCACCUUCCUUGUCUCCAGUUCCGAUGCUGGCAGUGGUUCCUACCUCUGUUGGGUUUCUAGAUAGUUUGGGAACGGGGUUGAUGGGUUUCUGUGAAACACAUUUUCCAAGUCUUGGGCUUUCUCUGGAGGGGAAGGUGGAUGCUGGCGGGUGACUUGCAGUGGGUGCCUGGCAGUGGGUGUGGACUGUAACUGACAGGUGGAAAUGAGUAGGGACACUAUUGUUCCCUCCAUGCCAGCCUUUUUUUUUGCUGGAAAUGCCCCCUCCACACCCCUGGUAGCUCUCUGUGUCCUGAGAAAUCCAGAGUGUGGGAGACAUCACUGCAUCUGUCCCCCCAGCUUCUGUGAAGGGAAGCUGUGGCCUCUUUUGAAUGUGGGGAACAACUGAAGACUCAGGGGUCACCCAGAGGUCUGGUGGAAAGCAACUUCAGGUUUCAUCUUGCUCUAUUCCUCAAAGGUCUGGUCUGUGGGCCUCUGAGGAGAAAACAGGUCUAGCCAAGACAGGGGCAAAAUGGGGAAGGGGGUGUGCGAGGCCUGAACUGAGCUAAGCACCUGCCCCGGGCUCCACACUUCCAUCUUUCUUUUGUCUUCAUUUCGCCUCUGUGUUUAAAGCACUGUGUGACAUAGCUCCUUAGAGAUAUAACCUAUUGUCUGCUCAUUGUCACGUGUGUGUGUGUCAUCUUUGUAUUCUUGCAGUGGUUUCACAUUUCCUUACUGAGUCAAGCCAGUAUCCCAUCCUUCCUCAUAAUGCACAACAUUUGGCUCAUUUUAUUUUUCUCAUUGUUAUUUUUUAUUUUUAUUUUUUGAGAUGGAUUCUCACACUGUUACCCGGGCUAGAGUGCAAUGGCGUGAUCUCGGCUCACUGCAACCUCCACCUCCUGGGUUUACACAAUUCUCCUGCCUCAGCCUCCCGAGUAGCUGGGAUUACAGGCGCCCGUCACCACACCUGGCUAAUUUUUGUAUUUUUAGUAGAGAUGCAACUUCACCAUGUUGGCCAGGCUGGUCUUGAAAUCCUGACCUCAGGUGAUCUGCCUGCCUUGGCCUCCCAAAGUGCUGGGAUUACAGGUGUGAGCUACUGCACCUGGCCAAGUUUUUUACAAAUAUUUUUCUUUUGGUGGAACUCAUCUGUGCACUCUCUGGUGUGUUUUUCCACCUUUGUUGGGUCUUGGCUUAAAAUAUCCUCAUGUGGGCUAGGUGUGGUUACUCACACCUGUAAUCCUAGCACUUUGGGAGGUUGAGGCAGGAGAAUCCCUUGAGCCAGGAGUUCAAGACCAGCCUGGGCAACAUAGCAAGAGACCCCAUAUCUACCAAAACAUACAAAAAUUAGCCAGAUGUGGUGGUGCAUGCCUGUGGUCCCAGAUACUCAGGAGGCUGAGGCAGGAGGAUCACCUAUGCCUGGGAGGUUGAAGCCCCAGUGAGCCAUGAUCACACCACUGUAGUCCAGCCUGGGUGACACAGCAAGACUCUGUCUCAAAAAAAAAAAAAAAAAAAAAUCCUCAUGCAAGAAGGGAAGGACCAAGUCCCAUUCCCUCUUGCCUCAUUUUCAGAGCCUGGGGUAGGGGCUACAGGUGGCAUAGGAAGGGUCUGCAAAGUGGGUGGGACUUGGCAGGUGUUGGGAAGAGGAAUAGGGGUGGCAAGUGUCAAUGGUGAAAAGACAGGCUGAGGGGUGUGGUGGGAAGGCUGGGGGAGAAAGGUGAGAAGUGAUUGGGGGGGCUUCCCUGAUGAGUCCUCAUGGAGGGUGCUGAGGCAGGGAACAGGGGUGCAGGGACAGUGAUCAGGGCACCUGGUACCCUGACCAACUUGAUGAUGGCAUCUCUUUUAAGAUGCCCAAGUCUGUGCACUUUUAUUCCUUUAUUCGGCCCCUAGCACCCCCUCCCCACCCCAAAGAAGGUCAGUAGCAUGCGUGUGGGGAUGUAGCUCAAAAAAGAAAUAAGAUGGAGUGGAAAGGAAAGAAAGGAAGAAGCAGGAAUUCAAGGUGGGUGGGCUGAGCUUGGGGCCACCUAGCCCACCUGCUCCAAUCAAGGGCUGGAACAAACCUGAGGCCACUUGGAGAGGCAGGGCUGGGCAGGGACAGGGGGUGGGGGCCGAAAUCACAGCUUCCCCAUCAGAGCCAGAUGUGUGAAGGAAAUGUCGCAGAUGGCAGUAGUUUCUCGGCAAGGAGGGGAAUCCUGGAGAUGGUUCAUGUCUGUGAUCCCAGUGCUUUGGGAGGCUGAGGUGGGAGGAUUGCUUGAGCCCGGGAGUUCGAGACCAGCCCUGGGCAACAUGGCGAGACCCCAUCUCUACAGAAAUUAAAAAAAAAAAAUUAGCCAGUUGUGGUGUCAAGCACCUGUAGUCCCAGCUACUUGGGAGGCUGAGUUGGGAGGCUUAUCUGAGCCCAGGAGGUGAAGGCUGCAAUGAGCCGUGAUUACACUACUGUACCCCAGCCUGGGCAACAGAGCAAGACCCUGCCUCAAAAUUAAGAAAAAAUAAAGGGGGGGCCAGGCGCAGUGGCUUAUGCCUGUUAUCCCAGCACUUUGGGAGGCCAAGGCGGACUGAUCGCUUGAGGCCAGGAGUUUGGGACCAGCCUGGCCAACAUAGCAAAACCCCAUCUCUACUAAAAAUACAAAAAUUAGUCAAGAGUGGAUGGUGUGCGCCUGUAAUCCCAGCUACCUGGGAGGCUGAGACAGGAGAAUUGCUUGAACCUGGGAGGCAGAGGUUGCAGUGGUGUGAGAUCACGUCACUGCAUUCCAGACUGGGCAACAUAGCAAGACUCUGUCACACACACACACACAAAAAUUCCCUGCUCUGCUUUUCUGCACGUUGCUGGCAUAGAAACAUCUAGAACAGAAAGUAUCCACUCUGGGGCAGAUGGGAGAGCUGGAAAAGUAGAUUCAAGAUGCCUUUUAGUCUUGGAAGUUUCUUCCAGGAAGCAAGACCAGCUGGUAUGUUUACACCUGCACUCCAGUGCCCUGGGGAGGUGACCAGGUGGAGGGGGAUGGCUCAUGGAAAUCUGUCCCGCACAGCCGGCCCCCUUUUGGCUGCCAUUGUCUAGACUGUUGGCCUUUGACCUCUCUGCCUCUUGUGGCGUCUGAACCUAGACGUCCCUUUUGGAGAUAGCUGGACAAAGCCCUAUUCUCCGCAGCCCCAGCCUCUAUCCUGAGGCCUCUGGGAGCCGCGUGACGGCCAGCAUGGGGUGCUGAUCAUGGUCAAGGAGGCAGGUCUUUGCCAGGUUGCCCCAUGCAGCCACCCAUCCGCAGCAUCCUAACUUGAGGGGGCAGGAGAGGGCUUUGUUUUUAUAAUCUGGAUUAAAUUUCCCUUCCCUGGGCACAAGUGCUUCAUGAGGGCCCGGGGCUGCUGGUUGGGAGGGAAAGCAUCCCCGUUUUUGCAGUGAGGAGGCCGGCCGAGGGCUGGGGUUCCACUUAGACCCUUGGCAGAAUGGCUGUUGAGGGGCAGGCGCUGCCCAGUGCCCACGUCUGGAAAGCUAAUUCCCGGGUGGACGCUGAACAUACCUGCUGAGAGACUCUGUCCCCUGGUUUCCAGGACAGUUGUCACAAGCUGAGUGGGGGGGGACUCCCAGGACUUGAGGGACCCAGUCCCACCCCAAACUGCUCCCCCUCCCCCAAAUUCCCUUUCUCCUCCUGCUCUUUCUCCCCGCUGUGCCUCCCCCAGUUACCCACAGAAGUGCCUGCCUCUCCAGCGCUCACAGAACACACAAAAAGGGACAGGAAUUGGUCACUGGGUAGUGGCCGUGGCUCCUGACGAUCCAGACCAGCGUCUGGCCCAAGCCAUUCAGAGGUGGGGUCUGGGGCCUGGGGGUUUUGUGUCGUGACACUUUGUCUCAAGGAGAUUCCACAUAGGGAUUUGAAUUAGGCUUCCUGCUUGCCAAGGCCUGUGGCAUCUGAGCCUGGCUGAGGGCCGGGCAAGCCUCCCCUGAGCCUUUGGAAGCCAAGUUCACUCUCUGCCUGCCCAGGGGAGCACCGGCUUGGUCCUGGGGGCUCCUCUAACAUCUCAGGUUUUUAUCUUGUCUUAAAUUUCUUUCUAGGAAAAAACCCUUCCCUGCCAAAGGUGACUGUGUUUUCUACCGCCGAAGGAGGGCCCGGUCCCUCCAGGCUCAGCGUGGCUUCUCCCUGACCCCCGCCCUAGAACUUUUGCCAGUGCCUUUUCUGAAACUCCUGUGUCCCGGACCCCCCAGGCGGAGAAGGAUAUGCCGGAUUCUGCCUGGGGCUGGGCUCUAGGAGACCCCAAAUUUGACACCACAGAAAGCAAAUAAAACACUUGAAAUACGCA
This is a messenger RNA of Pan troglodytes (chimpanzee), 7086 nucleotides long. It is a transcript of the gene PGPEP1, whose product is annotated as pyroglutamyl-peptidase I. Bases 119 to 748 code for a protein of 209 amino acids. The record is from RefSeq and is a predicted model, not a curated record. Gene Ontology annotation, cellular component: cytosol. Gene Ontology annotation, biological process: proteolysis. Gene Ontology annotation, molecular function: pyroglutamyl-peptidase activity. The transcript is spliced from 5 exons. Lineage: Eukaryota; Metazoa; Chordata; Mammalia; Primates; Hominidae.